GGCGCAGUGGUUUAAUGGAGCAAAGUGGCAGGGUUUUGGAGUACUGCCAUUUUUCUCUCUCUCUGUUCUCCUCUUUGUGUUUUUCGCUCUCUGAUCAAACCACUGAUAAAAGCUAAGCUCGUUGAGAAAAAUACCCUGGUAUUCUGCUUUCUGCUCACACCGAACAAACCAUGGCUUACGUCGAGAGAGGGAUUUCUGUCCCCCUUUUUCUUUUUGGUUUCCUUGGAGGUAUCUUACAAAUUCAAAUUUUCCCUUACUUCAAGUAAUUAAUUACAUCUCAAAUUGCAAGACUCAAGUGUGUGAAGCCAGCGUUGUACACAACAGCUUUAUUUAAAGGUUCUUAAGGCAGGAAAAGAAUAAUGUAAGUUAGUACUUUUUCCUAUACCCAUUUUUUCAUCUCUUUCUCUAUUUGUAGUAGUCCACGAAAAAUUGAUGCCAUUUUUUAGUUUUCUUUUAGGGAGGGGUUGGUUCAUGUGACCUCUAUGCAUAUGUUUGACAAAAUAUCUUUCUCAUAGUUGUAGUGAUAACAACAUCACAUUUCAGUUUUUCUUUUAUUGCAACAAGUUUAUAGAAAUUCUGGAACUAUAACUUUUUUUUAUAACCUCUGUAACUAUAAUAUUUUACUUGUUGCUUGGUUUGUGCCGAGUUAUGGUUAUUUUCUUCAGGGGUGCUGUUAAACUGCAACUUCCGUUGCCUAAAAAUGUUGAUGGAGUGACCCUGGAUCCAAACCCUGAUUGGAGCUUUGAUGCUUUACUGGUCGAGCUCAACUCGAUAGAGAAGAAGCUCAAUGGAUCAUCGAAAUUUCCAAUACCUUUUACCAAAGCAGAAUCUCGAGAACUCUCGGCUUCAAAGAAUAAUUCCCGGAGAGGCUUUAUUAUGCAAGUGUCUGAUGACGACAUGGAGGAUUUGGAAAGAGACACUAAGGAUGAAGUUGGUGAUCAUUUUGUUAUGGGGGGAAAACGUUUUGCUUGUGAUGAAAUCUAUCUGAGGUAAGUACUCAACAAUUGCA
This is a messenger RNA of Nicotiana tabacum (common tobacco), 1009 nucleotides long. NCBI's taxonomy places the organism in Eukaryota, Viridiplantae, Streptophyta, Magnoliopsida, Solanales, Solanaceae. The record is from RefSeq and is a predicted model, not a curated record.